AUGUCGACCGCACAGCCUGUCCCAAAGUUCUGCGUUUUCAGGCCUGAAGGCAGAUUCACCCCACUUGUGGCUCUUGAUGAACUUCCGUCAUGGCUUUGGGUGAGAGGCGCGGACCAGUUUCAUCCUUUUUUACAACCGCAGAUGGUUCUUGCUUCCCGUGGUAUGGUCCCUCGGGACGGCGAGUACGAUGUGGUCUGCCGCAACUGCUACUCCACUAUCGACAACUUGCAUAGGAGUGCUUCUCAGAGCUAUGGCUCGUCGCCUCCCCCAGCUUCAAUCCCUAAGGACGCCAACUUGUCCAAUCCUCGAGGCUCCUAUCCGGUGAUGCCAGGGUUUCAUCUGCCCUUUGUGGACGUGGACCUGUCUGGAGUGAACGCUUACGUUGAGGAUCCAUACGUUGGAAUGUGCCUGGUGGAAUGUCCAUGGCCGCUAUCUUCGAGCCGUAUAUCUUCGGUGUUUCCGACUUCCAUGGUUUCUAAGAGGUCGUUCAGCCCUGAGUCGGAUGAUUCUAUUGGGUCUAUACUGGAUCCCGAGGCUAUCGCGUUUUCUUCAAGCCUUACUCUUCCCGCGCCAUACGCGCUGCCCAGUCCAACACGGGCCCAACCGAUCGAUAAUGCCACUCUCCGUCUUUCUCAUUCGAACUCCCACGUCUUUAGCGUCGAGUAUACCGGAGCCAAUCAAGAGUCUAUCUCGACACCAGCUCAAAAAUUCCAUGCUGCCCUCGAGCAACUCAAGGAAACCAUCGGUGUCAGUCGUGACUUGGCAUCCCCUGAGCUCAAGCAACCCAAGGACACCAUCGGUGUAAGCCAUAACUUGGCAUCCCCUGAGCGUGAGCAACUCAAGGACACCAUUGGAGCCGGUCGUGAUUUGGCAUCCCCUGUGCUAGAGUCUGAGCCCGUUAUGACUCGCUAUCUGGUCGGCAAGGAAGGAAGUCGGCGUCCUUGGAAAGACGACAGGCAUGGUCGGGGCGGGGGUGUUCGCAGGCCGAAGGUCAAGCGACUGGGCUCCCUUAAGCGACUGAGCUCCCUCAAGUUGACCUCACCGAAACAGUCGCGACAGGUCAAUGCAGCGACGAAGCGACAGGAGCGACGAGAGAAGCUGGAGGCCCAGAUCAACCACGGAAGGGGUGAUAGACGCCGCUACGCGCACAAGCCCUGGCGUACGCAGAUGGCAAAUCGUUGACUGGAUCAUCCUUAGCCUUUUUUUUUUUUUUUUUUUUUUUUUUUUUUGUUUUAUCCCUUGGGGUUCGUUCGUUAUAUGUGGGAUAAUGGAUUACUUCUUGGUCGGUAGAUAGGGUUUGCAGUUCAGCCGUUUGUUUUAGGUCCGCAUCGGUUUACUGUGGUUUUAAUGGAUGAUUCUCUGUCA
This is a messenger RNA of Aspergillus ruber CBS 135680, 1365 nucleotides long. RefSeq lists its product as uncharacterized. The record is from RefSeq and is a predicted model, not a curated record. The transcript has a single exon. NCBI's taxonomy places the organism in Eukaryota, Fungi, Ascomycota, Eurotiomycetes, Eurotiales, Aspergillaceae. The coding region runs from base 1 to 1182 and encodes 393 amino acids.